This is a messenger RNA of Coregonus sp. 'balchen', 2995 nucleotides long. NCBI's taxonomy places the organism in Eukaryota, Metazoa, Chordata, Actinopteri, Salmoniformes, Salmonidae. The record is from the annotation of a GenBank genome assembly.
CCUAAUCUUAUUUUAUGCUCCUCGCAAUCGCCUCCUCUAUCCAGAACACCCCAUGGUGUUUAGAUGGUCCUUAGGAGAAUGAAUUCAUUAGUCAAAUGGAUAUUGAUACUCUUUAGCCUGAUCUCAGUAAUAGCGAAUAUUGUCUUCUUAUGCCUUUACUCAGGUAGGCUGCCCAAAUGCUCCUCGAAGCCGCAUCAUGCUUUCAAGGGCAAACACAAUGAACGCAGCACGGUGUUUGCUGAUCUGUCCGCGGAUGAAUAUCUCCAAGUCCGCGACUAUAUGAGUAAUCAGAAAGACUUGGAUAUUUCUGUCAAUGCGCUUACAAAACCUUCAGGGAAUUUUCUCUUCUUAAUUGAUAUUUUGCUGCCAAGGAAAGCGGAUGUUCUGGGCUACCUAGAUAACAAUAAACCCAAGCCGGUGAGAGAGGCGACUGCGGUAGUUUUCUAUGGCACCCGUGGGCACAUUAAAGAAUAUGUGGUGGGACCUCUCCCCAACCCGACUUACCACCGCGAUGUCACGGUUGAGAGGUAUAAAGAAGAGUUGCCCAUCAAUGCGCGUACGGUCACCAUUGGUGAAUAUGCACUUAUUUUCAAGUUUAUUACUGAAGAGGUAUUUACAAAACUUGGUAAAAUUGUGAAAGAAAGUUUUGAUGUCAGUAAAGAGAAGACCCUGAAUGCUUUCGAAGGCAUGCCCCGGGGUGUCAAAUCGGGAGAAAGACAGACAUGGAUAUCCUUCUUUCGUGAUUUGAGUGGGAUGUACAUCCACCCUGUAGGUUUGGAAGUUUUAAUCAACCACGAAAGCACCAACGCAUCUCUUUGGAGUGUGAAGAGAUUACUUUAUAACGGACAGUACUUCGACAGUGUGGAGGAUCUUAUAAAACAAUAUGACGCCGGGACUGUGACGAAAAUUGUAUAUAAACCUGUCCAGAACUAUGCAUCACUCAAACCUAAAAGUAAACCCACCGGUUUAAGCCCUCAGCAGUUUUACGCGCAAGGUAAACGCUUCAGUGUCAAGAAUAAUCAUGUCAUGUAUCUCGAAUGGAGUUUUGCGUUUGGUCUGAGUUCCCUCACCGGUAUGAGAGUUUUUGACAUUCGUUUCAAGGGGGAGAGGAUAGCUUAUGAGCUUAGUGUUCAAGAGGCAAUGUCAGUUUAUGGUUCCAUCACACCCGGCAUGAUUCUGACUAAGUUUUUGGACUCUAGUAUCGGAAUAGGGCGCUUUGCGCACGAGCUCGUUCGAGGCGUGGAUUGUCCGUACGCGGCAACCUACAUCGACACUUACCGAUACAUUGACGUCAGUGCACCUCAUAGAUUCAGGAAUUCAAUUUGCCUUUUUGAGCACAAUACAGGCCGUCCUCUCAGAAGACACUUCUCGGACUUUUUCAGCAAUAGUUAUGGAGGCAUGGUUAACAGUGCCUUAGUUUUUAGGACCAUUACGGCCAUAGGUAACUAUGACUACUUGUGGGACUUCAUUUUUUACCAGAGCGGCUCUGUUGAGACCAAAGUGCAUGCCACUGGAUACAUAUCAUCGUCUUUCAAUGUUGAUGGCAAUCUCAAAUACGGACACCAGGUGGCAGAAAAUACUAUUGGGAACAUCCACACCCAUUUCAUCAACUUCAAAGUUGACCUGGACGUGUUGGGUAAGUGUGUGAACAAUGCAUUUGGCCUAAUAUGAACCGAUGAAAGGUCAAGCACAGUUAUAAAUGUUUAAAUGACUUGUGGCCACUGAAGACCUGGUUUUAACCCCACUUGGUCACAUUGGUGCUGGAAGUGUCUCUGCUAGUUAUCUUUCAUUUCAAUUAUAUGAUUAUAACAUGAUCCAAUAAUUAGAAUUUUGAAUUGGGUUUCUGUGCCACAGGGGUUGAGAAUGUAUUCCAGACCAAGGACAUGAAGUUUAUGAACGUGUCUUUACCCUGGAUGCCGGAGCGCUAUGCCAUGGUUCCUCAGCUGGUGGAGGCCCAGCUAAAGACUGAGAAGGAGGCUGCUCUCCGCUACGACACCAAGACGCCACGCUACCUUCACAUCGCCAGCAACCGCACCAACCGCUGGGGCCACCAACGCUCCUACCGCCUCCAGGUGGUCAGCUUCACCGGUGACAGCCUUCCAGAGACGGAGCCAGAGGAGAAGUCCAUGUCUUGGGCUAGGUGAGUCUCCCUCCUCUCUCCUCCUAAGGAAGGCCCUAAUUCCUAAAACACAGGUUACAGGUAGACCAAAGGUAAAGCAGUUUGACCAACAUUUGUUAUUUUAUUUGCCAGGUAUAAAGUGGCCAUUACUAAGCACAAAGACUCAGAGCAGACCAGCAGUAGCCUGUACAGUCAGAACAACAUGUGGACACCAGCAGUGGACUUCAGCAAGUACAUUGAGGAUGACGAGAGCAUUGAGAACCAGGUGUGUUUUUGGUCUUAAGUGCCGUUGUCUUUACAGAUAUUUUACCCCUCUCUUGAGAUUUGCAAAUUUUCAGUUCAUUGAUAAAUGAAGGUUUGGUAGUCACCAAAUUAGUGCUUUUUUGUCUAGGACCUGGUUGCCUGGGUAACCACCGGCUUCCUCCACAUUCCUCACGCUGAGGACAUCCCCAACACGGUUACCGUUGGAAAUGGAGGCGGAGUGAUCCUGAGACCACAUAACUACUUUGAUGAGGACCCAUCUAUUCACUCCCCAGACGGGGUGUACAUCAGCCCAGGGUCAGAGGGAAACUGUGAAAAUAACAAGAUGGCCUGCUUUGCUGAAGAUGCAUGCAGCCCAGUCGUUGAACCCUUCACCUACAAUGGGUUUGAAGGGACCAUGAAGUUUGAAGAGUGAAAAAAAAACAAGUCCCCAGUCCCAAUCCUGAGUGUGCUCUGUGCUAAACACUAAAACACUUAUGAAAAUGGGAAUCUUGCCCAAGACAACCUUUGAAAUAGUUAAGAAACAACUUUGGAUGGCAUCAGUUACAUUUACAAAACAUAAGGAACACCUUCCUAAUAUUGGAACACCUUCCUUUGCCCUCAGAACAGCCUCAA